Helicoverpa zea (corn earworm) is the source of this 4151-nucleotide messenger RNA. Its product is annotated as endoplasmic reticulum transmembrane helix translocase. Lineage: Eukaryota; Metazoa; Arthropoda; Insecta; Lepidoptera; Noctuidae. Gene Ontology annotation, molecular function: P-type ion transporter activity; ATP binding; ATP hydrolysis activity. Bases 190 to 3672 code for a protein of 1160 amino acids. The transcript has 10 exons. Gene Ontology annotation, biological process: intracellular calcium ion homeostasis. The record is from RefSeq and is a predicted model, not a curated record. Gene Ontology annotation, cellular component: endoplasmic reticulum membrane.
CCCCUCCCUCCCUCCUCGCUUGAUUGUCAAUCUGUCAAGUUGAGUAAACUCAAUAAAAUUGAAUUUUAUUUAUAUUUUGAAUUAGUUUCUUGUGAUGAAUGAAUAAAUUAUGUAUAACUAUACGUCAAAAAGUUAAAAAGGCCAUUAGUGAUAUAUUGGUACGGGUUUAGAGUGUAAUAGGAUUAUAAAAUGGUAUCCAAUAAGAUGCAGUCGUCAUUGGACGAUUUAGUUCAAUAUACACAGCUUUUCAAGCCGGUCCCGACUGUUCUGCAAGGAACUGUGCUGCCUUUUUUGAUAAUAUACCCAAUAGUGUUUUAUUCAUGGAUCGUUGUGUAUGGUUUCGAGGAAAAUUUUGAAGCUGGGUUUGUGAGUGUCGUGGUCGUCGCUACUAUACAAAUUCUCAUAUGUCUCUGUUGCUAUUGGAGCGUCCACAUUCAGUGUUUCCUGUCGUGUUCCUCGGUUAAAGACCCAAUCCAGGCUGAGAUAGUGAAAGUUGUUCCCACAUCGAAUAAUGGAUUUUCUGAAAUUGUUAAACUCCAUCAUACCAAGUCAACCAAAAAGGGUAGCAUACACCCAGAUGUGUGGUUUAUAUUUCAAAAGAGUAAGUACAUUUACGACUGGGACAAGAAGUCUUUUCACACAAUUGAGUUCCCAAUUAGUAAAACUUACGAGGAGUAUAUGGAUUCCAAAGGUUAUGUGGACGAUGAAGCCAUUGAUAUUGCAGAAAAGGAGUUUGGAAAGAAUGAAAUGAUAAUGGUUGUUCCCGAGUUCAUGGAACUCUUCAAGGAACGAGCAACAGCACCUUUCUUUGUAUUCCAAGUAUUCUGUGUUGCACUAUGGUGUUUAGACAAAUAUUGGUACUACUCCAUAUUCACCCUUGUUAUGCUUGUCACGUUUGAAUGCACCUUAGUACAACAACAACUGCGGAACAUGGCCGAGAUCAGAAAGAUGGGAAACAAACCGUACAAUAUCAAUGUCUAUAGAAAUAGGAGGUGGCGGCAGAUAAUGAGUGAUCAGCUCCUACCAGGAGAUGUAGUGUCUCUUAUAAGAUCCACCAAUGACAAUCUAGUUCCUUGUGAUAUUGUGCUCCUCAGAGGUUCAUGCAUAGUGGACGAGUCCAUGUUAACCGGUGAAAGUGUGCCUCAAAUGAAAGAAGCAGUAGAUAAUGAGAAAAAUUUAAAACAAAAUUUAGACCCUGAAGGUGAUGGCAAGCUACACAUGUUGUUUGGUGGUACAAAGAUUGUUCAACAUUCCUCUCCUAGCAAAAGUACCUCAUCAGCUCUUAAGGCCCCUGACAAUGGGUGCAUUGGAUAUGUUAUUCGCAAUGGCUUUAAUACAUCACAAGGAAAACUUUUAAGAACUAUUCUGUUUGGUGUGAAGAGAGUAACAGCCAACAAUCUUGAGACAUUCGGAUUUAUCUUGUUCUUGCUUAUCUUCGCAAUCGCCGCGGCCGCGUAUGUCUGGAUCAAGGGCUGUGAAGAUCCUGAGAGGAAUAGAUACAAACUAUUUUUAGAAUGCACAUUGAUUUUAACAUCAGUUGUGCCUCCUGAACUGCCAAUAGAGUUGUCAUUAGCAGUCAACACAUCAUUAUUAUCUUUAUCAAAAUUAGCAGUAUUUUGUACAGAACCUUUCAGAAUACCAUUUGCAGGAAAAGUAGAAAUAUGCUGUUUCGAUAAGACUGGUACACUUACGAGUGAUAAUUUAGUUGUAGAAGGUGUGGCCGGAAUAGAGGACCACAAAGAUGCUACAGUCAUUCCAUUAUCUCAAGCACCGAUGGAGACAAUACAAGUGUUGGCGUCAUGUCAUUCUCUAGUACAACUGGACGAUGGCGUGGUGGGAGACCCCUUAGAGAAAGCUACUCUAAAAGCUGCCGAAUGGAACUUGACCAAAGGAGACGCUGUCGUGCCAAAGAAAGGAAAAUCACCAGGACUGAAAAUAGUUCACAGAAACCACUUUUCGAGUGCUCUCAAAAGAAUGUCGGUGAUAGCAGGCUAUCAAGUCAAUGAGAGAGGUUUUAUGGAAACCCAUUACAUAAGCAGUGUUAAGGGUGCGCCUGAAACUAUAAAGACCAUGCUCAAAGAGGUUCCCAGUCAUUACGAUCACGUCUACCUGACUCUAUCGCGAAGAGGGGCGCGAGUACUGGCAUUAGGAUAUAGGAAUUUAGGCAAAUUAAGUUCCCAACAAAUCAGGGACAUGUCUCGAGAAGAUAUAGAGUCUGAUUUGACUUUUGUUGGCUUUGUUAUCAUUUCGUGUCCCUUGAAGAGUGAUUCCAAAAAAGCGAUAUCAGAAAUCGUGAAUGCUUCUCAUUCCGUAGUUAUGAUUACCGGUGACAACCCUCUAACGGCGUGUCACGUCGCUAAAGAGCUGAAGUUCACUCAGAAGGAAGAAGUUCUUAUUCUAACUGAGAGUGAAAGUAAGUGGGGAUGGACUUCAAUAGACGAAGAAGUGAAUCUCCCGGUGAAUCCGUUCAAGACUUCGAAGCAGUUGACUUCGAAGUUCGACUUGUGUAUAACAGGGGAAGGUUUGACCUUCCUCAAUGAGCACCAUCACAAGUUCUUGCUGGAGUUGAUGCCUCAUAUAAAGGUAUUUGCGAGGUUCGCGCCAAAACAGAAGGAGUUUGUGGUGGUGACGUUGAACUCGCUCGGAUAUGUGACGCUCAUGUGUGGUGAUGGUACAAACGACGUGGGAGCUCUGAAACACGCUGACGUAGGCGUAGCGAUCCUCGCCAACGCGCCCGAGCGACCGCGCGAGAAGGUUCGAGAAGAACGCGCGGUGGAAGAGGCGCCGCGUCGCACGACAAGUCGCACGGACGCGCGAGCCGAGGCCGCCGCAAGACUCCGCAGAGCCAUGCGAGAGUUGGAGGAAGAGGAUAUGCAGCUCGUCAGGUUGGGAGACGCGAGUGUUGCCGCCCCAUUCACCAGUCGGCUGUCCAGUAUAUUUUGUAUCUGCCACAUAAUCAAGCAAGGCCGCUGCACCCUAGUGACAACACUACAAAUGUUCAAGAUCUUAGCUCUGAAUGCCCUCAUCUUGGCCUACAGUCAAUCAGUGCUGUACCUUGAUGGCAUCAAGUUCAGUGAUACUCAGGCUACGUUGCAGAGUCUCUUGUUAGCUUCAUGCUUCUUGUUUAUAUCCAGAUCUAAGCCGCUAAAACAGCUAUCGAAACAGCGUCCCCUGCCGAACAUAUUCAACGUGUACACAAUAAUGACGGUGCUCACACAGUUCGCGGUGCACUUCCUGUGUCUCAUAUACUUGGUGCAUGAGGCUACGUCGCGGUCGCCGGGAAGAGAUACAAAGCCGAAAUUAGACAUGGACUUAGCGGAGGACGAGGAGCGAGAGUUCGCGCCCGACCUGCUCAACAGCACCGUGUACAUCAUCUCAAUGUCUCUGCAGAUAUCCACCUUUGCUAUUAACUACAGGGGCGAGCCAUUCAUGGAAGGUCUCCGCGACAACAAGCCCCUGCUGUACAGUAUAAUGCUGUCGAGCGGCGCCGUGCUGGCGCUAGCCGCCGGCAUCUUCCCAGACCUCUCCAAUAUGUUCGAAAUUGUAUAUUUCCCACCUGAUUACCGAAUUAUAUUAGUACAAGUAUUGAUAGCGGAUAUGCUGUUCGCGUACCUAGUGGACCGACUCUGCCUCAUUCUGUUCGGCGAGGGGCUCAGAACUAAGGGCACGUAGCGACUUUACACGACUUUAUUGCUGCUAAUAUAGGUAAAUGUGUUGUACCACAGAUUAGCUAUUGAACAGAUACUUCAAUUGGAAUCUUAAAGUUAUUAUUUCCCUCGUAUCUACACACGUAAGUACACAAAAAUAUGUUGUUUAAUUUUGAACCUGUAUUAGAUCCUGCCUUAACUGCGUUCAACCAAUCAAAAUCUUCAAGUUUAUGAUACUGUAGCAUAAAUACGCUACGACAAUUUGUAUAUUUUGUUAUUAUUAUUAAUUUUAUCAAGUCGUAAUCAUACAAAACGGAGUAUCUGACAAUUGUUUAAUCUGUGGGCAUUUCGUGUAAAUAUCUAAAUUAUAAACAAAGUACGUUACUUGUCUCGGUGUAUUCUUAUGACUGGGGACGGUGUGACCGCUCAAAUAUAUGUGCAUUUAAGUAUGAUGGAUAAAUGUGUCGAUGGUAUUUAUGAAAUAUAAUUGUGUAGUUAAAUGUA